Molecule: messenger RNA, 3379 nt
Organism: Sceloporus undulatus (fence lizard)
Lineage: Eukaryota; Metazoa; Chordata; Lepidosauria; Squamata; Phrynosomatidae
Exons: 3
Coding region: 858-1394 (178 amino acids)
Source: RefSeq, a predicted model, not a curated record
CGGAGAUUGAACCACUACCUCCCUUAUUAUGAACCUGCCACAAAUAUGUCUGGCUGGCAUGAAACAAGAAUGAAAACGGUCCUGUUCCUUCCAGAGAGACCAAGAGGAAGCCAAGGGAAGGCAACUUCAAAGGGCAGCUUCAGCUGUGAUGGAUUAGUGCUUCCUGACAUUCGGACAGCUACCAGCCUCCCAUCGGUCACCGUUUGGCCUUUCUUUCUAGCGGGAAGAGGACGGUAACAGCUCUCUCUUCCCUCCUGCUACCAGAAAUUUUGGAGGCUUCUGUUUUGAGGAGCAGUGAAUCUGCCUUGAGCUUUAUUAUUUCAGACUUGAAAGGAGACAUCCAAGAUGUUGAUGAUGUUAUGUGCCAUCAAAUUGGCUUUGACUUAUGGCAAACCUAUGACUUCCAAGAGGCCUGGUCAUCCCCUGUUCUGCUCAGGUCUUGAAAACUUAGGACAGUCAGGACUUCCUUGCUUGGUUCAUAGACUCAUAGAGUUGAAAGAGACCGCAAGGGCUAUCCAGUUCAACCCCCUUCUGCCAUAUAGGAAGACCCAAUAUAAGCCAUCCCUGUGACAGAUGGCCAUCCAGCCUCUGUUGAAAGACCUCCAAAGAAGGAGACUCCAACAUUUCCCAAGGGAGUGGCUUCCUUUUCAGUGAGGUCACAGGCCUCUUUAUAGGCAAAGGACAACGGAUUCCUCAAGAAGUCUCCAUGUUUUUACAUCAGGAACAUUUUGCAUGCAAUACGGCAGACCUUGUUGUGGCCUCUGUUCCUUGGCCUGUGUGUUUUUGUACACAUUUGUUUGGCUCAGAGGCAGGGAAAGCAGACAGAGGCAGAAGAGGAGAGCGCUGUUGGAUUAAGGAUGGAGCAAGGAAGACAAAUUGUGGAUGAACACGAAGCUCAGUUGCUGAACCGAAGCUCUUGCAUGUUCACGUUUCACAUCCCUUUGCCUGAGAGCCUCUGCACACCAGUGACCCAGGCGUCCCUGCCGGCUUCUCAGGAGGAUCUGGACCACCUCAAGAUAUUGGUGGCAGACACUGGAGAAGUCCUCAAGACCCUUCAUGAAGCUGCAGUCCUAGAAGUGGGCAAGUCCAGGUACCAGGACCUUAUUUCUGAAGCCCUUCCUGACGUGAGAGAGGCCAACGUGGCGUUUCACGAGGCCCUGGGGAAAUUCUUGCAGGAUCUGGAGGAUCAUACUGAAGUCAGUCAUCAAUCUCACAUGGAGGAUGAGAAAAAGAAGCUAAAAGAACACUUGAGGAUGAUGGACCACAUGCUUCGGGUCACCAACCACCUUGCCCAAGAGUUGGACCAAAUGUCCCAAAACGUCUUGGAGACCCUGACCAAACCCUUGGAGAAGACCACAGUGCUGAUGUCUGGCAGUCCUCUGAGGCCAUUUUAGCCAGGAGCACAUUUCAGCUGUGAAGAAAUGUAAAAGAUCUUAGUUUAUAGCCUGGCUGCAGUGACAUUGUCCAUUUCCAUGCAUGUAUUUUUCUGAUGUCCAAGGCACAUGGUGUACCAUCCUCGAAUCCCAAGAAACCCCCCAUGGGUUGCAAUACUAAACAUUGCAGCAUGCUGUGCUGCAAUGUGGAAAACAUUGGCGAAGAGGAGAAAUGUAAUGACUUGGUAGCUGUAAUCCUGUGUUUAGUUUCCAUUAAAUCCCAUUAUAUCAAUUGCAGAGUGGUGAAACAACAUAUGGGUAAAUCUCAUUGCUUCAAUGGCUUUAACAAUAAUAUUUAAGUCAGUUUUGUCUUCAAUUAAUUUUUUUGUGCACUGUUCCCAAUUGGGAACACACAAAGCUGCUCAGAAACUUAACUUGUUUGUACUACAGCUCCCAACAUCCUCCAAGCUGAAAGGAUUUUGGUAGAUCUCAUUCCAAAAGUAAACUUUUCUCUAACAGUGUCCUUUGCAAAGAUCUACAGGAAGUCAUCCAGAAAUAGACUGGGGAUGAAAAAUUAAUGAUAUAUUACUGUAUAUACAUGACUAUACAUUGACUUCAUGUAUAAGUCGGGGGUAGGUUUGGGGGCCAGAAUUAUGGAUUUUGAUAUGACCCAUGGAUAAGUUGAGGGUAAAACUUAGGGGCAUGGAUCACAAAGGAUCUAAAGGACAAAGCAAAGGAAACCACUGCCAAAAAACUUAGAAACUUCCAGCUGGCACAGUUGUUUGUGUUGAGACUAAAGGCUGCCUGAGGGAGUAGAGAGUAGAUGUGGGCCAGUGCUUCCAGGACAGAUGAUGCUCUUGCCUUUCGCCAGGAGAUAGAUCCUUUUUUAUAAUAAGAAUUAAAGUACACCACUGAUAUUGACCCAUGGAUAAGACAACUCUGUUUUUGGGGUCAAUUUUUAGACUAAAAUUUCUAGACCUAUACUAUACAGUAAUUAAUUUUUUAAAAAGUAAUUUACAAAUUAAAGAAAAAUGAUCAGCAACAUGUUUCUCAAGUGUUGAGACAUCUUACUAAGAAAACUGGGCUGCUGAGAGUUUUUUAUAGUCAAAGGCUUAUUCUGUGAAAUAUUCACAAAGCAUUGUUUUAUGUACAGAAAAUAAGCAUUUCCUGCCAAAGAAAGAUAAUUUUCUGCAUGGAAGAUAAUAUUCCCAUGAAGAAAAUGCUGUUUCCUCUACAGAAAACCGUGUAGUUGGGGAUUUAAGCAAUAUCACAUUCAGAACUGAUUGUUUUGUACAGAAAACCGUGUUUCUGCCCAGGAGACAGCUUUUCCAUGUGGAUAAUAAUAAGUGCUGAGUGUUGGACUAUGACUCUAGAGAUCAGGGUUCGAUUCCUGGCUUGGCCAUGAAAACCCACUGGGUCACUCUGGGCAAGUUACAAUCUCUCAGCCUCAGAGGAUGGCAGUGGCAGACCCACUCUAAAGAAACUUGCCAAGAAAACCCUGUGAUACGUUUGCGUUAUGGUUGCCAUAAGUUGCCAACACACAAACACAUAACUAUUCUUAUGAGUUAAACUGCUGGCUUGUUCAGUUACAUUUGCAAUCUUACAGUAGCUUCCUAGAAUCAUAAGAACUGGAAGUGACCCCAAAGGCCAUAAAGUCCAACUCCCUGAUUCUGCCACCCCUGAAGACACCAUGAAAGCCCUCCGUGGGACAAGUGACCAUCCAACCUCUGCUUAAAAACCUCCAAAGAAGGAGAUUCCACCAGCCUAUGAGACAGUGUCUUCUACUGUUGAAAAGCUCUUACCAUCAGCAAGUUCUUCCCAAUGUUUAGCGUAUUUCUGCUAUAUUUGCAUGACAAACUUUUCAUAUGCAAACAGGUUUAAAUUACAGUGACUGCCAACUAAAAGGUAGCUUAGGAUGCUUUGUUGUUUGACUCGUGGCAACUCUGCUGAUGAAACAUCUCCAAGACCCUCGGUCCUCCACUGCUCUUCUCAACUCCUGCAAACUG